GGGCCUCGCGGCAGCUUCCAAACAAAGUGUCCGGAGCGGGUCGAGCCGACUACGUGCGCGAUCCGCUUGUCGCCGUCGGAGCGAUCAACAGAUCCCCGUCGGACACAUCAUCGUCCUCCGCACGGCUCCGUGUGGGCUCUCGUUAACCCCUUCUGCUCUCCAAAGUCUUUCAAUUGUUGUUGGGGGGGCUUUAUUUUUUUUUUCUUCCUCCAAAUCGGCGGUAAUCGCCGCCGACCCCCUCCUGUGCUGCGUCGCGGGCGAGGGGGCGCGAGGAGCGGCGCGAGGACGAGACACGGUCCGUGUGUUCGUCCGGCGGCUCGACUCCCGGGCGUGGUGGGGAAAAAAGCAGAAUAUGGCGGACUUUCACUCCAAUCCGCUAGGCUGGGAUCCAGUUAUCUCUCUCUCUCUCUCUCUCUCUCUCUCUCUCUCCGCGUGUCUUCAGCCGGAGCUGUCGACCGCGAGGCGGAACAUUUCCCCGGAUGGUCCUGAAGAAAGAAAACACACACGAGGCGUGUCAGCGGCGACGAGGGGGGAGAUCCUCCGUGCUGCUGCUGCUGCUGCUCGCUCUCCGGCCGAUCUUCUCCUUCUUCCCUCAGUCCUCUCCCAUGUCGUUUUUAUGACUGAGGCCGAUCCACUCCUCCGCUGACAGGCGUGACGUCAUCGACCAGGGGGGCGUGUCACGUCAGGCCACAAGUGUGGCUGCAGGUUCCUAGGCAGACAUGGGCAAACUACAGAGCAAGUUUCGCAAGCGGUCUGAGCUCUACAGGGCGGCUCAGGGGGAGAAGGCAGACAACACCUUUGACAGUCAUGUAGUGCAGUAUGAACCUGCCCAUCAAGGAUCCAUCAGUACUGUCACAAAUCUCAGCCCAGACCUCUGUGUUUCUGGUGGGAGUGAUCAGGCCGUGGUGGUGUAUAACUGGAAACAAGGACAGAUGUGUCAGUCCUUUCAGGGUCACAACAGAGAGGUUACCAAGGUGACCUGCUAUCCAGGAAGUACAUGGAUCUUUAGUGCCUCACGGGACAAAACUGUUCUGAUGUGGGACCUAAACCAAGGAGAUGAACCUAUUCAGGAAUUCUGUGGGCAUGAGUUGGUCGUCAAUGGACUAGCUAUCAGCCCUGAUGGGAGGAAGCUGUGCACCGGCUCUCGUGACAACUGGAUGUGCCUGUGGGAUAUAGAAUCUGCAAAAUGUGAACAGAGACACAACAUCUCGAGAAACCUGGUGACUCAUGUGUGUUGGGUACCAGGCAGCUCUUCUGUAGUCCAGACUUCUGAGGAUAAGACCAUAAGGGUGUGGGACAGCCGUGCAUGGCAGGUGACCAAUACCUUUCCAGCCAAGCAGUACAUCCAGACUCACUGUGAUGUCUCUCCAAAUGGAAACCAUUUGAUAUCCAGCAGCAACGGUUUUGGGGGGCAGGGCUGUGAAGCCACGCUCUGGGACCUGCGUCAGCCUGGGUGUAAGGUUGUGGAGUACAGAGGCCAUCUCCAGACCACGGCCUCCUGUGUGUUUCUACCUAUGCUUCCAGGUGGCACAGCUCAGGUAGCAACAUCCUCCCUCGACGCCUCCAUCAAAAUCUGGGACCAGAACACAGCAGUUUGUUUAGGCACGUUGUCUCUGGAUGGUGCCGGUCCUCUAGUUUCUCUGGCUCCAAGUGACUCCACCAAUAUGCUGUGUGCCAGCUUCAACAACGGCCUUAACCACAUCCAGGUGGACCAGGGAUCGAACCAGGCUCAGGGUUUUGGGGGAGGUUCAGGUGGGGCUGGUGGCCUGGACAUUAAAGUUGUUGCACGUUUCUGACAGCCCGAAAAAAGCCUGGCGUGACUCAUUACCCUGACCUGUGAACAGCAAAUGACUCAGUAAGCACUGUCACUGAAUUUUUCCUUUUCUUACAAUUUUACAUACUGUAUUUCUAUAGACAUUUUUGCUCUAUUAGACUGCCAUACAGUAAAGAAUGACAGAUGAGAUAAGCAAGAAAUUGAGGGGAUGAAAAUGACAUGUAUGGGAGAAGCAUCUCUUGUACAGUGGAGCCACUCGAAGGCUCAUCACAUCUAUAUGAACACCUAAGUCAUCAUGCUUGGAAUGUGGCCUUCAUGGACCAAGCCAGAUGAGCCAGGGUUUACCCAAGUUAUACUCAAAUUCAGCUAUCGGGCACUGAAGAGACACUUCAUUCACAUGUAUUGCUCUUAUUGGUGGUUCUGAACAGUCUCAUAGGACAUCUUAAUGUGCGUCAGAAGUGGUGCUGAACAUUGGAAAUUGGAAGCACUCUUGGAGCAAGAAUAUCGGCUGUUUGGUCAGGACCUUUACCAAGUCUGCUGGAGAAAUGUAUGCAAAAUAGAAUUUCAUACUGAUAGUAUGUCAUCUGAUUUUUUUCUAAGAAAAAAGUAGUAGUAGGUGCAGUCAGAUCUACAGUCAAACACUUUGUGGAUAGUCGUUUUUAUCAUCAAAACAUAAUAUAAGGAAAAUAAUAAUGAAUAGGAACACGUCUAUGUUAUUGAUUAGUUUGUACUCUAGAUUUAAGCUGUCAAGUGUUAGACCAAAUGAGUACGUAUGACAGAUCUGUAAAAACAACCUGUGUUUUAAGUUAGAUUUCAAUCAAUAAUGGUCUUUAAGAUACAGACUCCAAUAUUUUUUUAAACUGAAACUGCUGAUAGAUGAUGUGCCGAUAUCCAAUACAUAUUUAAAUUUUAAAUUUACUAUUGAAAAUACCAAAGUAAUUACAUUUUUGAUAGAAAACUGUUUGAAUGAAGACAUUGGGAAUUAAAUUAAAUUACAUUUUAACUGCAAGUAAAGCUGCUCAACCUGUAUGAAAUACAAAACCUUACUUAAGAUAUUGUUGGAUAAGGUUUUAGUGUGAUUUAUUCUGAAUAAAAUACGAUGUGGCAACUGUGCUAUUAAAAGCUAUUGAACUUU
Messenger RNA from Scophthalmus maximus (turbot), 2909 nucleotides. RefSeq names its product WD repeat domain 31 (gene wdr31). The transcript is spliced from 10 exons. NCBI's taxonomy places the organism in Eukaryota, Metazoa, Chordata, Actinopteri, Pleuronectiformes, Scophthalmidae. The coding region runs from base 720 to 1796 and encodes 358 amino acids. Gene Ontology annotation, molecular function: protein binding. The record is from RefSeq and is a predicted model, not a curated record.